Pristis pectinata (smalltooth sawfish) is the source of this 3645-nucleotide messenger RNA. RefSeq names its product heme oxygenase 1a (gene hmox1a). The coding region runs from base 135 to 2351 and encodes 738 amino acids. NCBI's taxonomy places the organism in Eukaryota, Metazoa, Chordata, Chondrichthyes, Rhinopristiformes, Pristidae. Gene Ontology annotation, biological process: heme oxidation; response to oxidative stress; heme catabolic process. The transcript has 11 exons. The record is from RefSeq and is a predicted model, not a curated record. Gene Ontology annotation, molecular function: heme binding; heme oxygenase (decyclizing) activity.
AAGGACAACCCCUCAGCACGUCACUAGACCCGAGCGAGAGAUAAAAGAGAGUGAAACAGCCCACUUCCAGCAGAUGUUUGAGCAAGCAGCCUGAAAAUCAGAAGCAACACACGAUAUCCACAGCAGGCACUCCCAUGGAUACCACUGAAAGCAUGCCUGCCGACUUAUCAGAAGCUCUGAAGCUGGCCACGAAGGAGUCACACGAACUGGCUGAAAGCUCUGAAUUUAUGAGAAACUUCCAGAAGGGUCAGGUCACACGGGAUCAGUUUACACUGUUACUGGACUCUCUGUACUUCAUCUACACUGCCCUGGAAGAGGAGAGCGAGCGGAACAAGGACCACCCGGCCUUCGCCCCUGUCUACUUUCCCUCGGAACUGGAUCGGAAGGAAGCCUUGGAGCGGGACCUGGAAUACUUCCAUGGGCCGGAAUGGAGGAGCCACAUCAAGUGUCCGAAGGCCACUGGGAAAUACGUGUCCCGGAUCCAGCAGGUGGGGCGCAGUGAGCCUGAGCUGCUGGUCGCUCACGCCUACAUCAGGUAUCUGGGUGACCUGUCGGGGGGGCAGGUGCUGAAGAAGGUGGCCCAGAAAGCUUUGCAGUUGCCAAGCACGGGCGAAGGGAUCGCAUUCUUCAGCUUUGACCGGAUCACCAACGCAACCAAGUUCAAGCAGUUGUACCGCUCGCGCAUGAACACACUGGAAGCCCACGGAGAGACACGGCAAAGGAUCCUGGAAGAGGCCAACAGGGCCUUUCAGCUCAAUGUGGAGGUCUUCAACGAGCUGCUGCAGCUGGGUACUCAGAACCAGAGGAACAGUGACCUCAUGAAUGGCAGCAUGCUCGGUGACCUGUCAGAAGCUCUGAAGCUGGCCACGAAGGAGAGCCAUGAAUUGGCUGAGAACUCAGAAUUCAUGAAGAACUUCCAGAAGGGACAGGUCACCCGGGAUCAAUUUAUGCUGUUACUGGACUCUCUGUACUUCAUCUACACUGCCCUGGAAGAGGAGAGCGAGCGGAACAAGGACCACCCGGCCUUCGCCCCUGUCUACUUUCCCUCGGAACUGGAUCGGAAGGAAGCCUUGGAGCGGGACCUGGAAUACUUCCAUGGGCCGGAAUGGAGGAGCCACAUCAAGUGUCCGAAGGCCACUGGGAAAUACGUGUCCCGGAUCCAGCAGGUGGGGCGCAGUGAGCCUGAGCUGCUGGUCGCUCACGCCUACAUCAGGUAUCUGGGUGACCUGUCGGGGGGGCAGGUGCUGAAGAAGGUGGCCCAGAAAGCUUUGCAGUUGCCAAGCACAGGCGAAGGGAUCGCAUUCUUCAGCUUUGACCGGAUCACCAACGCAACCAAGUUCAAGCAGUUGUACCGCUCGCGCAUGAACACACUGGAAGCCCACGGAGAGACACGGCAAAGGAUCCUGGAAGAGGCCAACAGGGCCUUUCAGCUCAAUGUGGAGGUCUUCAACGAGCUGCUGCAGCUGGGUACUCAGAACCAGAGGAACAGUGACCUCAUGAAUGGCAGCAUGCUCGGUGACCUGUCAGAAGCUCUGAAGCUGGCCACGAAGGAGAGCCAUGAAUUGGCUGAGAACUCAGAAUUCAUGAAGAACUUCCAGAAGGGACAGGUCACCCGGGAUCAAUUUAUGCUGUUACUGGACUCUCUGUACUUCAUCUACACUGCCCUGGAAGAGGAGAGCGAGCGGAACAAGGACCACCCGGCCUUCGCCCCUGUCUACUUUCCCUCGGAACUGGAUCGGAAGGAAGCCUUGGAGCGGGACCUGGAAUACUUCCAUGGGCCGGAAUGGAGGAGCCACAUCAAGUGUCCGAAGGCCACUGGGAAAUACGUGUCCCGGAUCCAGCAGGUGGGGCGCAGUGAGCCUGAGCUGCUGGUCGCUCACGCCUACAUCAGGUAUCUGGGUGACCUGUCGGGGGGGCAGGUGCUGAAGAAGGUGGCCCAGAAAGCUUUGCAGUUGCCAAGCACAGGCGAAGGGAUCGCAUUCUUCAGCUUUGACCGGAUCACCAACGCAACCAAGUUCAAGCAGUUGUACCGCUCGCGCAUGAACACACUGGAAGCCCACGGAGAGACACGGCAAAGGAUCCUGGAAGAGGCCAACAGGGCCUUUCAGCUCAAUGUGGAGGUUUUCAAUGAACUCCAGAGAUUGAGCUCUGAGUCAGAGAGAAAUGGCACUGUGUACAGGAGCGAGAUCCGGAAACGUGCCGUUGUUCAGGAACGAUCAAUGCACACAGGAGCCACUCAGGAUUUGCCGCUGCAACCACGUGAUUCACUGACCAACAGUCCAGGCCUGCGAUUCGCUCUCCUCUUUGGCUUAGUGGUAGUGUCACUUGGUAUCGGAUGGUAUCUGCUGUGAGCCUGUUGAACAUGAAGCACAGGAUUUCAACCUAAAUGGACCUCUUCUCCUAUGUGUCUGUAUCUGCAGCACUAACUGAAUUGAAUCAUAAGUCAGCUGUGGCUCCAUGGGUAGCAUUCUCAUCUCAUAUUCAGAAAGGUGUGGGUUCAAGUCCCACUCCAGUGACUAGAGCACAUGAUCUAGGCUGACAUCAAAGUACAGUGCUAUACUGACAGAGAUGUUGUCCUUUGGACAAAAUGUUAAAUCAAGAUCCCCUCAGCUCACUUAAAAACUCAAUAGCAAAGUGGAGCAGGGUUCACUGUGCUGCCACUAAGUAUUUAGCACUGAGCCAACCACAUUAAAAUGGAUCAUCUGGACAUUAGCACACCACUGUUAGUGGGAUUCUCAGUGGCUUUCAAGUACUUUAAAGGAAGAAUGAAAAAGGGGGUUUGUCAAUCUUCAUUGAAGCCAUGUGGUGUUCCUGAAAGCUACUCUGCCCCAUGUGUAAAUGAGCCCAUGCAGAAACAAUGCUCCAGAUCAUUGCUGUGGAAGACUGGUUAGUGUUCAGUUGCUCAGGUCCUUCGCUGAUCUUGUUCCUGCACUGUAUCAGAUACUGGAAUAAAAAACUCAGGGAAGUGAAUACAGGAACAGGAAGCAUUCAGAUCCUUGAGCUGGUUCCACUAAUCAAUGAGAUCAAAACUGAUCGGUACACAAAUCUAUUCAUCUGCCUUACUCAAUACCUAUUAAUAUUCUUACUGAAUAAAAGUCUAUCAGUCUCAGUAUUAAAAGGUAUAAUUGAUCCCCACCAUCCACAGCCUCCUGGAGGAAUGUUCAGGUCCAAGUGUCCUGCUCUUUCAGGCAAAGUGCAUCAGACAAUGAGAAAUAGGAAACAAAGAGAAUUUGAGUACUUUUUUAAAAAAUGAAAAUUCCUUUUAAAAUUUUUUGUAUUCCUUUCAAUCAUGAACUGUUGUGGUCGUAAAUGUUAAACUACAAUUGAGAGUUGGAUCACCAUUCUGUGUUCUACCCAGCAGAUGUACCUUUUAGCUGCCUUGGCCAUAAACUUUGUAAUUCCCUCCCCUAACCUCUCCAACCCAAAUCUCUCUCCUCAAACCAAGACUUGGUUAGCAGUCCCAUUUCCUUGCACGGUCUGGCAUCAAAUUUUGUCUGAUAAUUGCUCCAUGAAGCAUGUAAUGUUUUCUAAAAUUAUAAACAUUUUUCUAUUUUUGAUGUUAUAUGUAUAAAUAUUUGUACAAAUUAUUUUGCAACCAUUUCAAUCCAAACUACUGCUUUUGAAUUAAAAUUUAAGUCAAUUGCA